This is a messenger RNA of Mercenaria mercenaria, 1248 nucleotides long. RefSeq names its product neuronal acetylcholine receptor subunit alpha-5-like. The transcript has a single exon. Gene Ontology annotation, biological process: monoatomic ion transmembrane transport; chemical synaptic transmission; regulation of membrane potential. Gene Ontology annotation, molecular function: extracellular ligand-gated monoatomic ion channel activity; neurotransmitter receptor activity; transmembrane signaling receptor activity. Bases 1 to 1248 code for a protein of 415 amino acids. Lineage: Eukaryota; Metazoa; Mollusca; Bivalvia; Venerida; Veneridae. The record is from RefSeq and is a predicted model, not a curated record. Gene Ontology annotation, cellular component: membrane; synapse; neuron projection.
AUGAGAAAAGUUAGAACACAUUUGAUUUUGACUGUUAUUUUCCUUCAGUGUUGGGAGCAGGCGAGAAGUUUAAAUAAUUCGGAGAUUAACCUACACAAGGACUUAUUUUCGGACUAUAACCCUAAUGUUAUGCCUCAACAGAAUAAAUCAACGCCGGUAAAUGUAACACUUGAUAUGUAUUUGAUGUCAAUAGACAAUGUUGAUGAGAAAAGGCAAACCAUUACUAUUAAGGCAUUCCUUGAAAUAAAAUGGAGAGAUGCCUUUCUCACGUGGGAUCCAAUGAAAUAUCCCGGAGUUUCUGGAAUCACUGUUAAAAAUACUGAUAUAUGGAUUCCGGAUGUCGCAUUACAGGACACGUUUGAUAAACUGACGGAGUUAGGCCAAGAGGGCGGUAAAGCUGAUGUGAAAAGUGAUGGUGUGGUAACUAUCUGGCCAUAUAAUAUAUAUACAGUUGCAUGUAAAAUUUCGAUCUCACAAUUUCCGUUUGACAAACAACAAUGUGUCUUCGAUUUCCUUUCAUGGAGCCAUUCAACAUCUGUUCUCCUUUUAAAAAGCUCACAAAAGAAACCGGAUAUGACGUUUUUCACAGAAAGCGGCGAGUGGAAUCUUGCAGGAAGUGAAGUGAAAUUAGUCAGAGAUAUGUACAUUGCUAAUGCUUUUGAUCAUGUGCACUUCUGUUUUGUUCUGCAACGGAAAUCUCUGUAUCACAUCAUAAACGUUAUUAUACCAGUUCUGUGUAUCUCCAUUUUGAAUAUCGUUUCAUUUCUACUUCCAUCGGAAAGUGGCGAAAGGGUAUCUUUGUUCAUAUCAAUAUUUCUCGCUCUAGCUGUUAUCUUGACCACUGUGAACAGUUCGAUGCCAAAAUCAUCUGAUGAAGUCGCAUUUUUAAGUGUUUAUGUAUGUCUGCAACUUCUUGGAAGCGCCCUAACGGUCAUGUUUGCAGUUGGCUCGUUAGAUAUUUUCUAUCACGAGAGAAGCUGUGCUCUCCCGAGAAUACUGAAGGCUUUUGUAAAACUUUGCGGCGUUACUGAAUCCAAUGAACACUACCAGAUAGAAACAGAUGUACCACAUGAGACUUCUGUAGAUUGCUUGAACGAUAUGACCGACGAGCAAAUAAGAGUUAGUGACGAAUGUCGGCCUGUGACAUGGAAAAUGGUGUCAAGAGCAGUGGAUAAACUGUGUCUUUCAUCUGCAGUCUGCUGGCAUGUUAUCCUUACGGCAAGUCUGUUUAUAAGCGUUCAAUAUUAG